Molecule: messenger RNA, 969 nt
Organism: Lasiodiplodia theobromae
Lineage: Eukaryota; Fungi; Ascomycota; Dothideomycetes; Botryosphaeriales; Botryosphaeriaceae
Product: Amino acid transporter
Exons: 5
Coding region: 1-969 (322 amino acids)
Molecular function (GO): oxidoreductase activity
Source: RefSeq, a predicted model, not a curated record
AUGAAGAUCGUGAUCGCUUUUCUGGCAGGACUUGGCUUGGCCUCAGCAGCUCUGAAUGAUUCUUGCACGACCAAAUCUCAGCGGAAAGCAUGGCAUACUCUUACUGAUGAUGAGAAAUCCGCAUACAUUGACGCGGUGAAAUGCUUGCAAUCAGCCGCGCCAAAGCUGAACAUUGACGGCGCACAAAGCCGUUGGGAUGAAAUCCAGUACACCCACGUCGCUCAAACGGGGGUGAUCCACUCAGUGGGUGCAUUCCUUCCGUGGCAUCGCAUGUAUGUGAGAGCCCAUGAGUAUCUCCUGCAGAGCGAGUGUGGAUACACCGGCGGCCAACCUUACUGGAACGAAACACGCGACAUUGGCGCCAUCGCCAGUAGCACCAUCUGGGACACCGACACUGGCUUUGGGGGGAAUGGCACAGGCACGGAUUCUUGUGUCCAGGACGGGCCGUUUGCAAACCUCACUCUUCAUUUUGUGGCGAAUGCUGGACUGGAUGAUUAUUGCCUCAGCCGCGACUUCGAUGAAGAAACGUUGGAGGGCGCUUCGCAGACAAAUCUCGACACAUGUCUCGAUGCUGAAGACUUCGAGACCGUAUGGGACUGUCUUGAAGGCCCGCCACAUGCUGCUGGCCAUGGUGGCACCGGAGGAACUAUGGUGGACUUGUCCAGCAGCGCUGGAGAUCCUGUCUUCUUCCUUCAUCAUGCCUGGUUGGACAAGAUCUGGUGGGAGUGGCAGUCACAAAAUCUUUCGUACCGUCUGACGGAGAUUGGAGGCGACAAUGUGCCUCCAGACGAAUACUUUAACUUUACCGGCCUGAAUUACCCGAGCACAGCUAUCACGGACUACGAUGGUGACCCAGGCAACACAACCACAUUGAACCACAACCUGUGGAUGGCGGGUAUUGUCGACAACUACACGAUCAGGGAUGUAAUGGACAUGGACAACAAUCUCAACUGUGCUGAAUACGUUUGA